UCACGGUGAAAACCCAAAAAAAUCAAAAAAUGUCUCCAAAUCCAAAACCUCUCUUCUUCUUCUUCAUCUUCCUCUUCAACUACGCUUCACUCUCAUCCUCUCUCUCUUUCCACUUCCCACUCAAAUCACUCCAUAUCUCUCCCACCACCACCCAUUUCACAACCUCUCUCAUCUCUCGCCGGAACCCAUCUCCGUCGUCGUACAAUUUCCGAUCAAAAUUCAAAUACUCAAUGGCUUUAAUCAUCUCUCUCCCGAUCGGAACACCACCACAAGCCCAACAAAUGGUUCUCGAUACCGGAUCCCAGCUCUCGUGGAUCCAAUGCCACCGUAAAAAAAUCCCUCCGCCGAAAACCUCUUUCGAUCCGUCGCUCUCUUCCUCCUUCUCCGAUUUGCCUUGCUCUCAUCCUCUUUGUAAACCGCGAAUUCCCGAUUUUACCCUUCCCACUUCCUGCGACUCGAACCGUCUCUGUCACUACUCGUACUUCUACGCAGACGGGACCUUCGCCGAGGGUAAUCUCGUCAAAGAGAAAAUUACUUUCUCUAAUACCGAAAGUACCCCUCCUUUGAUUUUAGGUUGCGCUACUGAAUCCUCAGAAGAUAGGGGUAUUUUGGGAAUGAAUCGUGGUCGUCUCUCUUUCGUCUCGCAAGCUAAGAUUUCGAAAUUCUCUUACUGUAUACCACCGAAAUCGAACCGACCCGGUUUAAUCCCAACCGGUUCGUUUUACCUCGGGGAAAACCCGAAUUCUCACGGGUUUAGAUACGUUUCUCUGUUGACUUUUCCCGAGAGUCAACGCAUGCCGAAUCUGGAUCCUCUGGCUUACACUGUACCGAUGGUUGGGAUUCGAAUUGGUCAAAAGAGGCUUAACAUUUCCGGUUCGGUUUUUAGACCUGAUGCAGGCGGGUCGGGUCAAACCAUGGUUGAUUCAGGAUCCGAGUUUACUCACUUAGUAGACGCAGCUUACGAGAAAGUGAGAGAAGAGAUCGUGAGACUUGUGGGACCUAAACUGAAAAAGGGUUACGUGUACGGUGGAACAGCAGACAUGUGUUUCGCUGGAAACCCGAUGGUGAUCCAACGGUUAAUAGGCGAUAUUGUGUUCGAGUUAAGAAGAGGAGUCGAAAUACUCGUUCCAAAAGAGAGGGUUCUAGCUAAUGUAGGAGGUGGGAUCCACUGUAUUGGAAUCGGACGGUCGAGUAUGCUUGGUGCAGCUAGUAAUAUAAUCGGAAACGUUCAUCAACAAAAUUUAUGGGUCGAGUUUGAUGUAACCAAUAGAAGAGUGGGAUUCGCUAAGGCUGACUGUAGAAGAGUACCGUGAGGAAAGCGGAGUUUAUUCAGCUACGGUCGAGUGCAGGGUCACAUACAGUAGACCUGAGAUCAUCGUUCGAUUAUGAGUUUGAUCGGACGGUACAUAUUGAAAAUCAGUUUUGAAUGAGGAGAAAAAUUGUGGGUCUAUCGAUGAAGUGACCUUUUAUUAGGGGCUCUGAACAUUACAUUGAUGUACUAUAAUAAUUAAAGUGUUCACGUAGAUUUUUAUGGUUUGCACCGUUUGUAUUGUAUAUUAUAUGGUUCUUAUAACUUGUUACAAAAUAUCUAAUAUAUUGUCAUUGUAGCUUUGA
Messenger RNA from Eutrema salsugineum, 1614 nucleotides. RefSeq names its product aspartic proteinase PCS1. The coding region runs from base 30 to 1313 and encodes 427 amino acids. The record is from RefSeq and is a predicted model, not a curated record. Gene Ontology annotation, molecular function: aspartic-type endopeptidase activity. Gene Ontology annotation, biological process: proteolysis. The transcript has a single exon. NCBI's taxonomy places the organism in Eukaryota, Viridiplantae, Streptophyta, Magnoliopsida, Brassicales, Brassicaceae.